Molecule: messenger RNA, 1195 nt
Organism: Panicum virgatum (switchgrass)
Lineage: Eukaryota; Viridiplantae; Streptophyta; Magnoliopsida; Poales; Poaceae
Product: acyl-acyl carrier protein thioesterase ATL4, chloroplastic-like
Exons: 5
Coding region: 1-624 (207 amino acids)
Cellular component (GO): chloroplast
Molecular function (GO): fatty acyl-[ACP] hydrolase activity
Source: RefSeq, a predicted model, not a curated record
AUGGAGCUCGGCGUGCGGCUUCGUAGCUGCCAGCCGCCUCCCAACACCAGCCAACCGCCGCCUCCAGCGAUCAGCUUCGGAGCCUGGCCGUGUCCGCGUCGUCCUCGUCCCCGCCACGCCGGGGCUCCGCGGGUCGCUGCCCCGGACUCCCGCCCCGGCCCCGUCGAGACCAUCUGCGCCGACAGCGUCGGUCAGGGCACGAAGUUGAGAGGGGACAAGUUCUUCACGGUGGAGAUGACGGUCCGUGACUGCGAGCUUGACCACUACGGGGUCGUCAACAAUGCUGUGUACGCGGCCUACAUCGAAAAAGCUCGGGAAGAGUUGGCUUGCAGCCUCGGCAUCAGCAGAUGCUCGAUCGCGAGCACGGGCAACGCCAUGGCACUCUCCGACCUGAAGCUCAACUACUUCGCGCCUCUCAAGCGCGGCGCCAGGUUCGUCGUUAUGGUGAGGGUCGUCCAGAUCAAGGGCGCGCGGAUGGUCGUGGAGCACUUCAUCGAGACGCUGCCGGAACGCAAGCUGGUCCUGGAGGCAACGGCCACCGUGGUGUGCCUGAACAAGGACUACCGCCCGACGCGCGUGUUCCCGGAGGUGGCGUCGAAGCUGCGGCGCUUCUUCUCGUCCUAGCUGCUACGAUUACGUACCAAGGACUGAUGCCAACAAGCCAACCACCGUCGACGUAGUAGAUAUGCGUAAUCCAUCGUACUUGUGUGUGUGUGUGUGUGUAUAUAGUACGUGUUCUGGACGAGCGAUCCCCUGUGUAUUGCUAGUGCAAGGCUGGAAGGCUCUGUUUGAUGGGGGAGUCCGUACUCUGUGUGUCUCCGCCAGCAAAAGAUCACGCGACCCCCAAAGCCUGAAAUGCAUGGGCGAUGCGCGAUCGGUUUGGCGGCGAAUUCUCUCUUCUUCGUAGAUCAUUGCAGGGGGGCACCGAUUUUCUUGCAGGCUACUAGCUACAAGGUGGGGGACAGCGGGACAGGGUCGCGCGGUGUAUUUCUCAUGGGCGGAAAACGAACGCGCGAGAUGUCACUAUGUCAGCGUGCAGCGUGCCCAGCUGCACGCGCGCGCCCUUAUUCGUUGGUGUCAGCUCAGCUGCCUCCAAACGCGAAUCAACCACCACCAGGGCACAUCCAUCCAACAGGCAUCACCUCAGAAACGCAGCUCUCGUCUGCCUUCUCACCCGUUGCUCCCUCCGAGGAGA